AUGUCUCUUCAUAGUUGCGAUACCGACGAGGCACAAUACAGACAGGCGGCUCAGAAUCUGGUCGACUCUGGCCUCACUACCCUCGGUUACGAGUACUUUAGCUUAGAUUGUGGCUGGCAAGGCACGACCCGCAACUCAACCGGCGGUUUCACAUGGAACACGACCCGAAUCCCAUCUGGCGUACCGGCACUGGCAUCUUUUGUACAUGACCUUGGGUUGAAGUUCGGAGUGUAUAGUGAUGCUGGGUAUUUCUCCUGUGACUUCGUUGGAGGCACCGCAGGAUGGCUAGGAUCACUCGGGAACGAGACUUUGGACGCUGAGACAUUUACCUCGUGGGGAGCUGACCUCCUAAAGUACGACAACUGCUUCGCCGUGAGCCCGAUGGAUUUCGUCGACAAUGAUCCACCAAUCAGUCUCGAGCCCCACUACGUGGCAAUGAGGAACGCGCUUGAAGCAACUGGUCGACCCGUUCUUUUCUCAAUAUGCGAGUGGGGUCUGCAAGAUCCUGCUCGGUGGGCGAGCGAUGUUGGUAACUCGUGGCGGAUUUCGAAUGACAUCGGUCCUCCGCCCUCGUGGGACAACCUUUUCCGCAUAAUAAACGAAGUCGUUCCUGUCACCGGUUUCGCAGGUCCCGGAGGUUUCAACGACUUGGAUCUUUUGGAGGUCGGGAAUGACGGAUUGACAGUCGAGGAACAGAAGACUCAUUUCGCGUUUUGGGCUGCGGUAAAGUCUCCUUUGAUGAUUUCCACCGAUUUGACCAGCCCUACGGAUGAUACUUUGGAUAUACUGAGCAAUCAACGGAUUAUUGCUCUCAACCAAGACACUCUGGGGGCCUCCAUCGCCUUCAAGCGGCGUUACACGAACGACCACGAUGUCUGGGCUGGACCACUAGCGGACGGGUCCACGGUCGUUCGUACGUGCCAGUUCCUAUAA
Messenger RNA from Stereum hirsutum FP-91666 SS1, 933 nucleotides. RefSeq names its product glycoside hydrolase. Bases 1 to 933 code for a protein of 310 amino acids. The transcript is spliced from 8 exons. Gene Ontology annotation, molecular function: hydrolase activity, hydrolyzing O-glycosyl compounds. The record is from RefSeq and is a predicted model, not a curated record. Gene Ontology annotation, biological process: carbohydrate metabolic process. Lineage: Eukaryota; Fungi; Basidiomycota; Agaricomycetes; Russulales; Stereaceae.